Ziziphus jujuba (common jujube) is the source of this 1923-nucleotide messenger RNA. RefSeq names its product probable inactive receptor kinase At2g26730. The coding region runs from base 1 to 1923 and encodes 640 amino acids. Gene Ontology annotation, biological process: protein phosphorylation. Gene Ontology annotation, molecular function: protein kinase activity; ATP binding. The transcript is spliced from 4 exons. The record is from RefSeq and is a predicted model, not a curated record. NCBI's taxonomy places the organism in Eukaryota, Viridiplantae, Streptophyta, Magnoliopsida, Rosales, Rhamnaceae.
AUGCUCAAACUGAAGAAUCAUGAUAUUGAAGGACAAUGGGGAGUUGGAACCGACGGUGAAGAAGUUGAAAUUGAGACCGAGCAUGAAGAGGAAGAAAUUGAAGAUGAGGCUGAAACCUUAAAAGUUUCAAAUGCCGAAUUGGGCUUUGUGGCAAGGAGAGUGUUGAGUGUAUACCAGGAUGAGGAUCAAGUUCAAAGAGAAAACAUCUUCCAUAUCCGACUUGAAAUUCAUGUUAAACCACAAGACAAUGCCGAGAGGGAAGCCCUUUUGGCUCUUAAGGCUUCCCUCAACAAUCCUUUACUAAAUAAUAACUGGACUGGUUCUCAUUGCUCCAUCAACGAGCCAUCCAGGUGGUUCGGAAUCCAAUGUCUUAAUGGCCGAGUCAUCUCCAUAGUACUGGAAAAUAUUGGAUUGACAGGGAAAAAUGGAUUGACGGGUCCAAUCCCAGAAUUUAACCAGUCAACCUUAAAAUCAUUCAACCUCUCGAACAACAAUCUCACUGGUCCAAUCCCGGGAACCCGCGCAAUUCAAUCAUUCACGGCUGAUUCGUUUUCUAACAACCCUGGAUUGUGUGGGCCACCAUCUUCCAUUACCUGCAGCUACGAUUUAAAAAGCGACACAGCUCAAGGCCCUGAUGAUGAUCAUGAUAAAAAAUCCAACAAUGAUAAGAAUUCUUUCCAGCGUAAUUUUUCUCAGUACCUUUUGAUUUUUGAUAUUAUCGGUCUCUUAAUCAUUAUUUUGCUAUUCAUUGCAUACUAUAAGAAAGUCCGGAAACUAAAAACGAUGAUGAAGGAUGGUCAGGAUACAGAAAGAAGUAGAGAACAUGAUCAGGAAGAGAAAAUAUUGAUAGAAGAAGAAGAAGAAGAAGAGAGGAACAGAUCAGUAUCAUCAUCUCAGGCGGUAGCUGGAGGCCAUGACCAGGAGAGAGGGAAGCUAAUAUUUAUGGGUGGUCAUGAAGUGGGGUUCGAAAUGGGUGAUUUACUAAAAGCUUCGGCUGAAGGGUUGGGAAAAGGUAUUUCUGGAAAUAGUUACAAGGCCAUGAUGGAUGGGAAACCAGCUGUUGUGGUUAAGAGGCUAAGGGAUUUGAAACCUUUGAGCAGUGAGGAAUUUACUAGGCAGUUGAUGAUGAUAUCUAAUCUCAAACACCCUAAUGUGCUGCCUCUUCUUGCUUAUUACCAUUCCAAGGAUGAGAAGCUUUUGAUAUUCAGAUAUGCAGAGAAAGGAAACUUGUUCAACCGCCUUCAUGAUGAUAGAGGAAGUAGAAAUCGAAUUCCGUUCCGCUGGAGCUCAAGAUUAUCUGUGGCUCGUGGCGUUGCAAGAGCCUUGGAAUAUCUUCACCUAAACAGUACCUCGCUCGCUGGUGCUGUUCCUCACGGCAAUCUAAAGUGCUCCAACGUUCUUCUCACCGAAAACGACAUCGUUGUCGUCUCUGACUAUGGCCUUGCUUCUCUGGUCGCGCUUCCCAUAGCUUCGCAACGAAUGGUUUCCUACAAAUCUCCCGAGUAUCAAAUUGCCAAAAGGGUAUCCAAAAAGUCCGAUGUUUGGAGCUAUGGUUGUCUUCUUCUAGAACUUUUGACAGGGAAAAUCUCGGCCUACACGGCUCCUCCGGGUGUCAAUGGCGUUGAUAUCUGUAGCUGGGUGCACAGAGCAGUGAGAGAAGAAUGGACGGCGGAGAUUUUCGACGGCGAGAUGUCGGUGAGCAGAACUGUGGCCGCACAUGGAAUGUUGAGACUACUACAAAUAGCAAUGCGUUGUUGCGAUAAGUCGCCGGAGAAGCGGCCUGAGAUGACAGAGGUGGUAAGGGAGGUAGAUAAUAUAAGGGCUAUUGAAUCUGAAGAUGAAGACGACUUGUCGUUUGAUAGAUCUUUGACCGAUGAUUCUAUGUCUACCGUUGCAUCGGGGAUCGUAGGUGAUGAAAGAUAG